AGCUAUGAUCCAUAAUUUUUAUAAUUUAGUUUUUAAUUUUUACGCAUAAAUAAAAUUUAAAACACGGCAUAAGUUUACAAAAUAUAUUGGUGCCUUUGUAUAUAAUUCAUUAAAUAUUUUUUCAAGUUUUGAAGCUUCUGUGUGCUGAAAAAAGUAAUUAAAAGGGAAUACUAUUAAUCUUAUGACACUAUGUGGAUUUUGAAAAUAAAUUCAUUUUUAUAGCAUCACAGUGGCGGGUUGUGAGCACGGAGCCAGCGGCGCUGCCUCUGGGGGCGGGCGGCCGGGCGACACAAUACGUCGUGUCAAGGUGAAGAUGUCAUCAGUUUCUGCUCAAGGUGUGGUGGAGCGCGCUUCUGCUGAACUCUCGCGUCGAAUCACCGGCCUCGGACUCCGUGGCAGAAAACGUUCACCUGGUGUAGUGGAACGGGUUGCUAAUGCACUAUGUGGUCCGGCCACAUCUGCUCCGAGAAUACCCCGUCGGAGAAGACCCUCACCAAGACCACUAGUCUGGAGUCAGUUUAUAUUAGAUGAAAAAUUUCUUGAAAAGUUUCUUCUUUAUUUCAAUUCAAAUGAUAGAAGAACACUUGCUCAAGUAUGUACAAAGUGGAGGGAUAUUCUAUACUCAUCUACCCGCUGGUGGAUGGGUCUUGUUGCCAUAGUGGAUUUCCGUGAGAUUAGAUCUGAAUCUGAAUGUUGCAUGCAAAGAUUUUAUAACUCUGUGGUGAGGAGGGGUGUUCGUGGAAUGGCUUUGGUGGGGGCAUCAGAUGAGGACAUUAAUGAGUUUAUUCGAGUAUUUCCAUUGUCAGCUAACCAUGUUAAUGCUUUAAGUUUAAAGGGUUGUACAGUAACAGACAGAGGUUUAGAGUGUAUUCUGGAUCAUUUAGAGGUUCUAUUUGAGCUAGAGUUAACAGGCUGUAAUGAAAUAACAGAGGCUGGUAUAUGGGCUUGUUUAACCCCAAGAAUUGUAUCACUCACACUAACUGACUGUAUUAACAUUGCAGAUGAAGCUGUUGGUGCUGUGGCUCAGCUCUUACCAUCAUUGUAUGAGUUCUCUCUUCAAGCCUACCAUGUGACAGAUGCAGCUUUGGGUUAUUUCUCUCAAAAGCAGAGUGCUUCGCUCAGUAUAUUAAGGCUUCACAGUUGUUGGGAGCUUACAAAUCAUGGGGUUGUGAACAUAGUUCACUCAUUGCCGAACCUUACGGUGCUGUCACUAAGUGGGUGCAGUAAAGUAACAGACGAAGGAGUGGAGUUGGUCGCAGAGAAUCUUCCACGUCUAAGAAGUCUCGACCUUAGCUGGUGUCCGCGAGUAACAGAUAGCGCGCUGGAGUAUAUCGCUUGUGAUCUCAACCAACUGGAAGAAUUGACACUUGACAGAUGCGUGCAUAUAACCGACAUAGGUGUGGGUUACAUCAGCACGAUGCAAUCUCUGGUAGCAUUGUAUCUCCGUUGGUGCUCUCAACUCCGAGAUUUUGGCGUACAACAUCUAUGUGCUAUGCGCGCUUUGCAACUGCUCUCGCUGGCCGGGUGCCCAUUGCUAACGUCAGGCGGUUUGUCCAGUCUGAUACAGCUCCGUCAAUUACGAGAACUUGAACUGACGAAUUGUCCGGGGGCUUCGCCAGAACUGUUCGAUUACCUGCGGGAACACCUGCCCAGAUGUGUGAUCAUAGAGUAAUAUGCGUAGGUAUCACUUCAGGGGUUCAUGUGGCUUGUAUAGCAACUAAGAAAGUGUUAUCGUAAGAAUUUGAAUUCUGUGACGUUUUUCAACAUUUAUGACAUUCUAUAAUAGUUGAAUAUUCUGUGCAUUUAAAAUUGUACUUUAUUGGUAUAGAAAAAACAUUCCAUUUUCACAACCAUAGACUUCACUUGUCACAGAGUUCAAACUAUAUGUUACAGAUAAAAGUUGUAAAGAAGUUCCGAUGAAUCUGUUACUAAUACUUGAUAUGGUUACAAAUAAGCCCUUUAUGUUGCCAUAUGCACUAUUAUCAUUAACAAUCAUUAAAUCAUAAUAUGUAUAAGGUAUGAUAAAACGCCUUGUUCUAAAAAUAUAAAAAUCAUAUAUUUUUUAUUUGAAUUGCAAAUUAAAUGGUCAUAGUGCAUGUGCCUCCAAAAAGUAAAAUUUAUAUUCAAUAUAAAACAGAUAUACAGUAUUUGCUAAUAGUCAAUUUUUAAAGUUGCAUUAUGCGUUAUUCGAUUAAGACUAAUAUCUGAAUCUCAAAAUGACUAUUUUCGAUAUAUUUUUUAGCUUCACAUUCCACUACGCUAUUUGUGUGGUGCUGAGAGCUAAUUUAAGUUUGACCAAUUAUACGCUUUUCACGAGACUUGGAUUUAUUGCAUGCAUAAGUCGUUCGUUCUCAAUGUAAUGUACAGAAGUAGUGUUAUUAUAGUAUAGCUCAAAUUUCCGAAUAUUAUUUAUAAAUAUAUUUACGGCGAUUCACGUUUUUACAAAGCAGCGAACUGUCAGUUAUCUUUUUGAGGUUCUUGAAUUCUAAAUAUGUUUGUGCGCUUGUAGCGUUUUAGGGAGUAUUCAAGUAUGACGUCACGCUUUUUUUUAGGAGAUUCUUGACCCCCCCCCAUGUAACGCGCCGUGACGUUUUUCUUUACGCGAUAGUAAACCGUUUCGUAACCGCCCAGUGACUCAUUAAACCUAUAAGUUGUCAUUUAUGUGGUGUAAAGUAUCGGAAAGUCAAAAAUAAUAUUAACAAUAUCGCAUAAUUCACCAAUACCCUAAAAAUUCCUUACGUACUUGAACGCUCCCUUAGGGAAACGCUCUCGAAGGGUUGACUGACAAGAGAAGGUGAAUAAAUGCGUAAACAUUAGAUCAAUGACAGUGCUAUUUGAUUAUUAAUAUAUAGAAUCGCCUUAUUGACCUUUAUGAUGUAUAUUAACUUAGUCUCUUAAUUAAACUAUGAAUGAAUGUUUUUUUAGCAUAAAUCUAUAGAUUUUGCACCGCAAUAACCCACCUAAUUCUAUUUGCUCAAGUUCCUCCUAAUUUAAAAAAAAUAUUUGUAUGUGGAUACAUUAACGAGUUUGUUUAGGAGUUAUGUACAUGAACUAAUUCAUUGACAGCUUGUUAAAUUUAUCAAGGCAAAUUACGUACGUAAAGAUCUCAUUUCAGUAUGAGUGUCAAAGUAUUAAACGCUGACGUAAAAAUGUCUCGAAAAUUUGUAUGAAAAUCCUUACAGGCGGCAAAAUUGACAGUUUCCAUACAAAUGUGUGACGAAGAGGUUUUGUAUGGUAGCGUUUUAAACUUUAUCAAACUCAUUGUAACGCUACUGUUGUGCUACUGUUGGCUAUGUGUUAAUGACUGCGUAGAAUAUUUAUGCGAUAUUUUAUUUUUUAAAUUAUUGAAUAACUAAAUAAGUUGGAUUUAGAUAAUUGAUUCACACAUUGUUUCAUUGAUGUCUUUAUAAAUAUUGCCGAAGUAUAAGACUAAAUAAAUUAUUAAUAUAAAUCUAAUUAACAGGAUCCAAUAUUAUAGUUGUUAAUAACAAACAAUAUAACCAUUCGGUCAACAAUAUUGAACUAUAACGUCUGUAUUAUUUCGAUAGCUAUUUCUAGUUUAAGUCUAGUCAGAAAAUUAUUUUUAGGUAUCUAACAUAUGUGGUUCUUAAGUUAAUGUGUGACUGCUAUGCAUAAUCUACGCUAAAUAGAACUAUACUAAACAAGGGUUUUAGGAGUUUUACAGCGUAAGACAUUUUUGCUAACUAUACACGUUUUUGCCUGUGUGCGUUAGUUUCACACAUAUGGGACUUGACAUAAAAUCACUAUUCGAUAGGUGGGAAUGACAUUAGAUAAUACUUAGUCACGUGACCUUUUUGAACUAACUGAUUUUGUGUCAAGCCCAUGGAACCAAUAUGUUAUAUCUCGCUCUCUAUAUUAAAUCUUUCUCUCUCUUCAAUAAUUGGUAUAUUUUGACUACUAACUGGUACAUACCCAAUCCGUAAUCGUUCUUAGUUUUUUUUUAUUUAUUAAAACUCUUUAAUAUUCUAUAACAUGCUCUUUUGAAAACUAGGAGAAAUAUGGCGGUAUUUCGAUCAAAGAAUUCGGGAAAAAAUUUCAUAACUUUGUUUAAAAUUCUAAACAAAUCUGUAAAAAUAUAGAUCUGAAUCUCAGCUUAAAUAAUGGCAGAUAAUUAACUUAUGGGGUUUUGCGCUUAAAAAUAAAAUUACUGGAAUGUACAAUAAUAAAAACACCUUAAAUAUUGCGUGUCUAAUUAGUUGCACAAUUCAGUACACAACAACAUAAUAUUAUAUGUGCGUCGUACAGGGAAUUAAUAAAUAAGUUUGGAAACGCCUUUAUUUGAAUGAAAUAGGAGUGAAACGCUCACUUCACACAUACGCAAGCUCUAACGCCCAAACCCAAUAAACUACCUCAAUCCAUUUUAACCACCUCAGAUAGACAUCUUAAUCCCAAUAUUUAAGGUAUUAUGUGUGUCAAUAAACAAUCGACCGAUUGUACUAGCCAUCUAUCGA
Molecule: messenger RNA, 4472 nt
Organism: Pieris rapae (cabbage white)
Lineage: Eukaryota; Metazoa; Arthropoda; Insecta; Lepidoptera; Pieridae
Product: F-box/LRR-repeat protein 16
Exons: 7
Coding region: 314-1672 (452 amino acids)
Biological process (GO): SCF-dependent proteasomal ubiquitin-dependent protein catabolic process
Cellular component (GO): SCF ubiquitin ligase complex
Molecular function (GO): protein binding
Source: RefSeq, a predicted model, not a curated record